Molecule: messenger RNA, 3363 nt
Organism: Panicum hallii
Lineage: Eukaryota; Viridiplantae; Streptophyta; Magnoliopsida; Poales; Poaceae
Product: protein STABILIZED1
Exons: 2
Coding region: 133-3012 (959 amino acids)
Biological process (GO): spliceosomal tri-snRNP complex assembly; positive regulation of primary miRNA processing; gene silencing by siRNA-directed DNA methylation
Cellular component (GO): U4/U6 x U5 tri-snRNP complex; catalytic step 2 spliceosome
Molecular function (GO): protein binding
Source: RefSeq, a predicted model, not a curated record
GGCGCCGCCGCCUUCUUCCCCGCCCCUCGUCUACACCCCCAGCCACCGCCGCCUCCCGCCGGCCCUGCCCAGCCGUCGUCCCCGCGCCUUUCCUCUCUCCUCGUCCACCCCACCUGCUCUCUCAUCGGCGUCAUGUCCGGCCCCACCCCGACUCCGACUCCGACCCCGACCCCGACCCCGCUCCCGCCGCCGCCGGCCGCUCGGCCCGCGCGGUACGACUUCCUCAACUCCAAGCCGCCCCCCAACUACGUCGCGGGUCUCGGCCGUGGCGCCACCGGGUUCACCACUCGCUCGGAUAUCGGGCCGGCCCGCGCGGCGCCCGACCUCCCCGACCGCUCCGCCUCCGCUGCCGCGGCCCCAGCCGUCGGCCGCGGCCGCGGGAAGCCGCCAGGCGAGGACGACGGCGACGAUGACGGCGGCGACGAGGAGAAGGGGUAUGACGAGAACCAGAAGUUCGACGAGUUCGAGGGCAACGACGCCGGGCUCUUCUCCAACGCCGACUACGACGACGACGACCGCGAGGCGGAUGCAGUGUGGGAGAGCAUCGACCAGAGGAUGGACUCGCGCCGCAAGGACCGCCGCGAGGCGCGGCUGAAGCAGGAGAUUGAGAAGUACCGCGCGUCGAACCCCAAGAUCACCGAGCAGUUUGCUGAUCUGAAGAGGAAGCUGGCCGAUCUGUCUGCGCAGGAGUGGGAGAGCAUACCGGAGAUUGGGGACUAUUCGCUGCGCAACAAGAAGAAGCGGUUCGAGAGUUUUGUACCAGUGCCGGACACCCUUCUUGAGAAGGCCCGGCAGGAGCAGGAGCAUGUCACGGCGCUUGAUCCCAAAAGCCGUGCAGCUGGUGGCACAGAGACGCCGUGGGCGCAGACUCCUGUUACCGAUCUUACAGCUGUGGGCGAGGGUCGUGGCACUGUGCUUUCGCUGAAGUUGGAUAGGCUGUCGGAUUCAGUUUCUGGGCUCACUGUUGUUGAUCCGAAGGGGUACUUGACAGACCUGAAAAGCAUGAAGAUUACUAGUGAUGCGGAGAUUUCUGACAUCAAGAAGGCACGACUCCUGCUGAAGUCAGUGACUCAGACGAACCCUAAGCACCCACCUGGUUGGAUUGCUGCUGCUAGGCUUGAAGAGAUUGCAGGCAAGCUUCAGGCUGCGCGGCAGCUCAUCCAGCGUGGCUGUGAGGAGUGUCCCAAAAACGAAGAUGUUUGGCUUGAGGCAUGCCGUUUGGCUAGUCCAGAUGAGGCAAAGGCUGUCAUUGCCAGGGGUGUUAUGUCAAUUCCAAAUUCUGUGAAGCUGUGGUUGCAGGCUGCAAAAUUAGAGACCAGUGAUCUGAAUAAGAGCAGGGUGUUGAGGAAAGGAUUGGAGCACAUUCCUGAUUCUGUGCGGUUGUGGAAGGCUGUAGUUGAGCUUGCGAAUGAGGAGGAUGCAAGGUUGCUUCUUCACAGGGCUGUGGAGUGUUGCCCGCUGCAUGUUGAGCUGUGGCUUGCCCUUGCGAGGCUGGAGACGUAUGACCAAGCAAGGAAGGUACUUAACAAGGCAAGGGAGAAGCUGCCCAAGGAGCCUGCCAUUUGGAUUACUGCUGCGAAGCUGGAGGAGGCUAAUGGGAACACACAAUCAGUUAGCAAGGUGAUUGAGAGAGGUAUCAGAUCUCUACAAAGAGAAGGAAUGGAUAUCGAUAGGGAGGCAUGGCUUAAAGAAGCAGAAGCUGCAGAGCGUGCUGGAUCUGUUUUGACUUGCCAGGCUAUUGUGAAGAACACAAUUGGCAUUGGUGUUGAUGAUGAGGAUCGGAAGCGUACUUGGGUUGCUGAUGCUGAGGAAUGCAAGAAGCGUGGUUCAAUUGAAACAGCGCGUGCCAUCUAUGCUCAUGCGCUCACUGUUUUCCUUACUAAGAAGAGUAUUUGGCUGAAAGCAGCUCAGCUUGAGAAGAGCCAUGGGACUAGGGAGUCACUUGAUGCGCUCCUCAAGAAGGCUGUGAACUACAAUCCACGAGCUGAAGUGUUAUGGCUUAUGGCUGCAAAGGAGAAAUGGUUGGCUGGGGAUGUGCCUGCUGCUCGAGCCAUUCUUCAAGAAGCUUAUGCUGCUAUUCCUAACUCAGAAGAGAUUUGGUUGGCUGCAUUCAAGCUUGAGUUUGAGAACAACGAACCAGAGAGAGCAAGAAUGCUAUUGGCUAAGGCUAGGGAAAGAGGAGGCACUGAGAGGGUUUGGAUGAAAUCUGCCAUUGUUGAAAGGGAGCUAGGGAAUGUGACUGAGGAAAGGAGGUUGUUAGAGGAAGGUCUGAAGCUAUUCCCCUCAUUCUUCAAAUUGUGGUUAAUGCUUGGACAGAUGGAAGACCGCCUUGGUCGUGGAGCAAAGGCCAAGGAGGUUUAUGAGAAUGGCCUGAAGCACUGCCCUAGUUGCAUCCCUCUUUGGCUCUCUCUAGCCAGCUUAGAGGAGAAGAUUAGUGGCUUGAGCAAAUCCCGUGCUGUUCUCACAAUGGCAAGAAAGAAGAACCCAGCUACACCUGAACUCUGGCUUGCAGCAAUUCGAGCUGAACUUAGGCAUGCGAACAAAAAGGAAGCCGAUGCUCUGCUGGCUAAGGCAUUACAAGAGUGCCCAACAAGUGGUAUUCUGUGGGCUGCCUCUAUUGAGAUGGCGUCACGGCCCCAACGUAAAGGGAAGAGUUCAGAUGCUAUCAAGCGUUGUGAUCAUGAUCCGCAUGUCAUUGCAACUGUAUCCAAACUCUUCUGGCUUGACAGGAAGGUUGAUAAAGCUAGGACUUGGUUGAACAGGGCUGUUACUCUUGCUCCUGAUAUUGGGGAUUUUUGGGCAUUGUACUAUAAAUUUGAACUUCAGCAUGGAAAUGCAGACACCCAAAAGGAUGUCCUGAAAAGAUGUGUUGCAGCAGAACCAAAACAUGGUGAAAAAUGGCAAGCGAUAAGCAAGGCUGUUGAGAACUCACACCAGCCAGUUGAGGCUCUUCUGAAGAAAGCUGUCGUAGCUCUUGAUGCAGAUGAAAUUCUCAAUGCUGCAGGCGCCUAGACUCCAAGAUCAUAUAUAUAUUUUUGUAAGAUCUAUACCUUAGAUACCUUCUACUGGAGGAACAGAUAGAAGAAAGAGCUGCGCAGUGAGCUGGGUUGGACUCCAGUGAUCAGCUUCUGUUGGUAGUGUCAGCUACCGAACUAUAUAUUUGUGCAGCACGUUUGAGAGUGGAAGCUUAGGUAGCGAAACAUACGACCAAUUUGCUUGUUAGAAGAUGUUGUGUCAACCUCAAUUGCACGCUCCAACUUAGGCAUGUGACAGUGUGCAUGUAUUGAAAAACUAUGCGUUGGCGGAGAUAUGUACUAGAAAUCAUUUGAACUUAGUGUAUACGAGCAACUUUAUUUUCACACA